CCGUCUGCGCUGACUCGAUGGUGGCGCAGCGGAGGGAGCGGGAUGGGGGAGAGCUCGAGCCCCAUCAGCGUCAUCCUGGUCAGCUCCGGCAGCCGCGGGAACAAGCUGCUCUUCCGCUUCCCCUUCCAGCGGGGGCCCGAGAGCCCCGCCGCUCAGGCCGGUGAGGGAACCGCGGGCCCACCGCUGGGCGCCCCAGGCCCAGCUAGGCCAGGCUCCACCUCCCUGGCGGUGGGGAAACCCAGAAGCCGGUAUGCUGUGAACAGUGUGGGUGACAGUGUGGAAGACCAGGAUGGAGACUCCAGGUUUUCAGAUGUCAUCCUGGCCACCAUCCUGGCUACCAAAUCCGACAUGUGUGGCAAAAAGUUUGAGCUGAAGAUUGACAAUGUCCGCUUUGUGGGACACCCAACUCUGCUGCAGCACGCCUUUGGGCAGAUCUCCAAGACAGACCCCUCCCCAAAAAGGGAGAUGCCCACCAUGAUCCUCUUCAACGUUGUGUUUGCCUUGAGGGCUACUGCGGAUCCCUCGGUGAUCAACUGCCUGCACAACCUCUCCCGCCGCAUCGCCAUCGUCCUGCAGCAUGAGGAGCGCCGCUGCCAGUACCUCACCCGAGAGGCCAAACUCAUCCUGGCCAUCCAAGACGAGGUGUCCGCCAUGUCGGAAGCCACAGACGGCCCCCAGUCUCCGUUCCUCCACAUCCUCCCCAAGUGCAAGCUGGCAAGAGACCUCAAGGAAGCCUAUGACAGUCUCUGCACAACUGGGGUGGUGCGGCUGCACAUCAACAACUGGCUGGAGGUGAGCUUCUGCCUGCCCCACAAGAUCCACAGGGUCGCCUCCCGUUCCAUUCCCCCGGAAGCCAUUGAAAGGAGUCUGAAAGCCAUUCGGCCAUACCACGCUUUGCUGCUGCUCAGGGAUGAGAAGAGCCUCCUUGCUGAGCUGCCCCUGGACUGCUCCCCCGCCUUGGUGCGCGUCAUCAGAACCACCUCUGCAGUCAAGAACCUGCAGCAGCUGGCCCAGGAUGCUGACCUUGCCCUGCUCCAGGUCUUCCAGCUGGCAGCACACCUGGUGUACUGGGGCAAAGCCCUCAUCAUCUACCCUCUGUGUGAGAACAACGUCUACAUGCUCUCCCCCAAUGCCAGCGUCUGCCUUUAUUCCCCUUUGUCGGAUGAAUUUUCCUGCCAGUUUCCUGGUCACGAUCUUCCUUCAGUCUUGUCCAAAUUCUCCUUGCCGGUGUUUUUGUCGGAAUUCAAGGACCCUCUGGCUCCGCCAAUGCAGGAGACACAGCUGAUCCAAAUGGUGGUUUGGAUGCUGCAGCACCGACUCCUGAUCCAGCUCCACACGUAUGCCUGCUUGAUGGUGCCCCCCAAGGAAGAGGACAUCCGUCUCAAGACAGAGGAGGUGUCCUUCGCUGCAAGAGUUGGGGGCCGCAGCCUCAGCACCCCCAACGCCCUCAGUUUUGGAUCGCCAACCAGCAGUGACGACCUGACUCUCACUAGCCCCAGCAUGGAGAAUUCCAGCGCCGAGCUACUCCCAGGGGGAGACUCCCCAGUCAACAAGCGCAUGACGGAGAAUCUGUUGACAAGCCUCUCAGAACAUGAGCAGGAAGCCAUUCUCAGCGUCCCAGCAGCCCACAACCCUGAGGACCUCCGCAUGUUUGCAAGGCUGCUGCACUACUUCCGAGGGCGACACCACCUGGAGGAAAUCAUGUACAACGAAAACAUGCGCCGCUCUCACCUGCUCAUGCUCUUUGAUAAGUUCCGCAGUGUGCUGGUGGUGACCAAUCACGAGGACCCUGUCAUCUCUGUCUUCCAGUCCCUCCAGAAGUGAGAAAGAUCUGCAACUUUGGAGCUCACUGUAGGACCCGGGUGUGUGUGUGUGUCCCGGUGACUGGACUCAGAGCCUCGCUCUGUUGCUGCCGCCCCCCAACAAUGCUUUGUUUUGUGGGAGUUGGAUUCCUGGCCCUCUUAACUGGGGAGCCAAAGGGGAAGGGGCCGCCCACUCUUGCCAUGGCGGGGGGCUGGUGUUGUGCCAAACGAGGAGCUGGCUCUGCCCUCUGCACUGGGCUGGGGCCACUAGUUUUGCUGAGAGGCCUGUCCUUGGUCAGUGGAAGAGACAGUGUCAGGAAUGAAACCAUGUCAGGUGAAUGUGAUUGUUCCACUCAAAAAAUAUUCCAGCAAAA
Sphaerodactylus townsendi is the source of this 2176-nucleotide messenger RNA. RefSeq names its product NPR3 like, GATOR1 complex subunit (gene NPRL3). Gene Ontology annotation, biological process: TORC1 signaling; cellular response to amino acid starvation; positive regulation of autophagy. The transcript has 13 exons. Bases 43 to 1824 code for a protein of 593 amino acids. The record is from RefSeq and is a predicted model, not a curated record. Gene Ontology annotation, cellular component: GATOR1 complex. NCBI's taxonomy places the organism in Eukaryota, Metazoa, Chordata, Lepidosauria, Squamata, Sphaerodactylidae.